AUGAACUGGAUCCCUGUAGCCGCCAUCCUCCAAUAUCUUCGUUUCAAAAAACCGAAGAUUCGUCAUGAAAGAUUGGCCGUUGAUGAGGAAGAUGAAACGUUUUUGGUGCCGCGUCGUCCGAUAAAACACCCAGAUUUCUGGGACUCGGCAUUGUGUGAGUUCAACCCAGAUGGAACUAUGUCAAUAAUUCCAGUAGGAUCGAAAGAGUGGAAUGAAGAGAUGGAAAAAUUCUUUUUGAAACAAGAAUUAGUGGAAAGUAUAUGGCACUACAAACAAAAGGACCAGGAACAGCCGUUUUAUUAUGAAAAUAAAACAACUGUUGAGGCGGAAACGCUGUUGUAUCGGGAUGGAAUUCAACCAGGGAAAUAUAUGGUUUCAUGCAACACAUGGAAGCAAUUCAAAGAUCAAUUUAUAUUGUAUUUUAUUGCGAUAGAUGGACGAGUGAAGGUCAGAGUGAUCAUGUAUGAAGUAAUCAAUAACCGACUUCGAUUUUCUAUAAAAGAAACGAAGUUUUGGUUUUUAUCGAUCUCAAGUCUUAUCAGCAAUCUUCAAAUCAAUAAUACUUUCCUUAAUGGGACUCCUCUUACAUGCACAUUCCGGAAGCUGCGAUAA
Caenorhabditis briggsae is the source of this 612-nucleotide messenger RNA. Lineage: Eukaryota; Metazoa; Nematoda; Chromadorea; Rhabditida; Rhabditidae. The coding region runs from base 1 to 612 and encodes 203 amino acids. The transcript has 4 exons. The record is from RefSeq and is a predicted model, not a curated record.